CAUCAGCUAGCUUAACACUUAGCACCGUGUGGGUAACACUAGUGUAAAGUUGGUGUAUCUCUUCUACUGUUUCAUGAAGUAAAUUGUUUCCUUCUGGGUUAAUAGACGGAGGCCAUAGGUGAGGUGUCCAAAUAGAUGGGCAACUUUUUUCUCCAUAAAAUAGUAAAGGUUUAUGCAGUGUUUCGGGUUUAAUGGUUGUAGUAAAACGUGUAUUAAACAUUUAAAAAAAAAUUUCUAGAGUGUAGCUUACAUCAUUAACAGGAAGUUACAUGAAGUCUAAAGCAAAACAGACGGGAGAACUACACCACAGGGAAAAUAGCUGCAGACAGGUUUUAUACUUUAUAACCAAAUAUUUACAUUCAACAAAAGAUUUCAAGUACAGUUGCAGUUUUACAAUUAAACCAACAUCUACAUCUAUUUCCUACGCAUGAAUUCCAUGCAGCAUUUCAGCAUGUUCAAAAUUUAGACACAUUAUCAAAAUACAUAUAUAUAUAUAUUUUAAAGACAACUUCUUUACAAUAUCUGUCCGUAUUUCUGAAAGACACGGUAAAAAAACCACUGGCUAUUUAUUUUCCAAUCUGUCUGAUUUCAGAUUUUUUAUGAAGUAACUCAGAUACUUUUUUUUCCUUAAGCCUUGAAGGCAGCAUGUUGCACAGGCGCAAAGAAGAUGAGCAAGGUGUGUGUGUGUAUCUGUGUGUGUGUGUUACACUCAGUUGCCAUUUCAUUGUAGCCUGAUGUGUCACAUUUGAAUCAUUUAUUACAGAGUACACUGCUAUGUGCAAAUUGCUUUCCAGGAUAUAUUUGUGAAAAGUAUCAGAUUUUUAACUUGUCUUAUGCGAUUUUGCCAAUAUUCAGUUCUACUUUCUGUCCUUUGCAUUAUAGAACUCUGUGACACACCUUUUGACCCACUGUUGUGUGCCUACAAUAAUACUGAUUUGUAAUAUUUGUGUUUGUAGCCUAACAGAGACAUUUAAUGUGAGAUAUAAUUGUCUAUCUCCUCAUAUUUCCUCUGGUAUCAUUGGAAAUAUUCUAAGUAGGCCACUUUAUAAAUCUAACUGUGAGCAACCCCUGCUGGAAUUUAAUUAAAUUACAGCAGGUGGUGCAACAUCAGAGGGUGAAACACACAACGAGCCUGAAUAUGUGUUCACAUACUGUUUGUGCACUAUUCUAAUCAUAUGUUCCAUUAAGGACAACUGAUGCCCAUUGAGUAAUUCUUGGAUGUAAUUAUUUUAUUUAGCCAUCAUCAACAUCAUCCAUCAGACAACUGUGCGGAAGAUAUUUCCUUAACAUAUACAAAUAACACAAGUAUGUUUUUAAUGUAAGGUUUAAAACUUUCUACAUAAACAUUUCAUGAUUACAGAAGAAAGGUAUCAGGCACAUACAACACUAGGCAAGAAAGCCAACAGUGAAUUACUGUACAAAUAGCAGUGUUACACUCUACUUCUAUAUUUGCAGUGUGAGAAACUUCCAUAAUUGUGCAGUAAUUUCUGUGCAAUUUCAAUAUCUGUGACAUUUCAAUAAUAUAUAAAUAACCAAUCCUGUUCACACUGCAUAUAUUCUGUUCAACAUUUAUUUGUGGUAUUUUUUUAUAUUUCAUCAAGUUUGUAUUUAAUUACUUAUUCAUACAUUUUGUAUAUACAAAUGUUUCUGUUUUCACUCUCCCCUUUAAUGCUGCAAACAGGGCAAAUCUAUUUAAAGGAUUAUCUUAUCUAAUAGAAUAUAGAUGAGUGUUCUUACCAACUAUUUCCCCCUGUCACCUGUUUGCCCAACUCAUAAGGAAAUAGGAAAUGAAAGGUCUGCUGCCAGUAAGUUACGCUGGAAAAAAUUGCCAGAGUCGUUGUCUGUGAAGGUUCGGCGGCCUCUUGAAGCAUGAGACCAAGUGGAGGAAGGAAAAGAUGGAGGAUGGCUCUUCACAGCAAAAGCUUAUUGUAAUUUUAUAUAGGCUUUUUUAGGAUUUUAGAAAUGCUGUGAUGGUUGAUGAAUUAGGUCAGAGGUUGUUUUUUUUUUAACUGUGUUUUACUUUACACACUUCAUGUAGGUGUUAUUGUCGCAGGGAUCAUUCUUAAAACCAAUAUGCAUAUUUUAGGACGGCAAUAUAUCUCUGUAUAGAAAGGGGUUAUAGCUGUGUGAAUUUCUGUUUAUUUUACACUAUGUUUGUGAUAAUUCUUUCCUGCAAGUUUGAAAUAAAGGAGUGGUGAAAUGGUGAAUGUGACAGGCCUUUAUCCAGCAGCGUGGUGGUUAUACAGCUCCGGAGGGGGGUGAAGUCCCAAAGGGAGUGGUAACAGCAAAGCGAGGAGGACUUCGGCUUUGUCCCAGUGUUUACCACUGCUUCCUCAGAGUUCAACUUUCACCUCGAGCAAUAAGGCCAUGGCUUCCCCCAGCAUCCACCUGUCAGACGUGCAGUUUCAGUGUUGCAUCUGUCAGGAUGUUUUCUCGGAACCAGUCUCCAUCCCCUGUGGUCACAGCUUCUGCUUCACCUGCAUCACGUCACAGUGGGACGGCAGCGUUGCCAUCAGCUGUCCCAAAUGUCAGACGGCCUUCGAGGGCCGUCCAGAGCUUUGUGAGAACUUUUUCGCCAAGGAAAUGUCCGAGCAGAUUCGAGCAAGAAGGCAGAACGGCAUCAUGUUAACGGUGGGGAAAACCAUACAUUGUGAUGUGUGCGUCGGGAAGCAAACAAAGGCCUUGAAGUCCUGCCUUGUGUGUCUGACCUCAUAUUGUGAGAGUCACCUGGAGCCUCACCUGAGAGUCGCCACCUUGAAGAUUCACAAACUGAUUGAACCUGUUGCACUGCUGGAGAACAGGAUGUGUAAAAGUCACCGAAGGCUCCUGGAGCUGUACUGCAGGAGUGACCAGAGGUGUGUGUGCGUUCUUUGCACCGAGACCGACCACCGCUGUCAUGACACCGUCCCAGUAGAGCGAGAGAGUCGGGAGAAGAAGGCUCAGAUGAAAAGGAAUGAGGUUGAUGUUCAGCAGAUGAUCCAGGACAGGCUGCAGAAGGUGGAGGAGCUCAAACACUGUGUGGAGCUCAGCAAAGAAAACUCAAACAGGGACAUCGAGGAUAGUAUGGAGCUCUUCUCUGUUCUGUUCCGUUUAAUGAAAAGAAACCAGGCUGAGCUGGUGGACGUGAUCCAGAAGAAGCAGACGGCAGCAGAGCAGAGGGCAGCCAGGCUCAUCACAGAGCUGGAGCUGGAAAUCACUCAGCUGGAGAGGAGGAGAAGUGAGAUGGAGCAGCUUUCUCACUCUGAGGACCACCUCCGUCUUCUGCAGAGGUUUCCGGCUCUGAGUCCUCCACACUCUGCCAAAUCCUGCUCGGACAUCAUUGUCCAUUCACACACAUGUAUGGGGGAUGUGAGGAGAGCUGUGGCCAACACCGAGGAGCAGCUUCGUUUGGCUUUGAAAAAGCUUUCCAUUCAAGAGCACAAGAAGAUGCAGCAGUAUGCAGCUGAUGUUCACCUGGACCCUAGGACAGCCAACCCUUGGCUGGUACUAUCGCAGGAUAGGAGACAGGUCUGGGAUGGAGAUGUUGAACAGAACCUGGUGGACAUACCAGAGCGUUUUGACAAAGCACCAUGUGUCCUCGCCUCUCAGGGUUUCACCACAGGGAGGCACUACUGGGAGGUGGAUGUUGGAGUGAAGACAGCGUGGGACUUGGGUGUAGCUCAGCAGUCAGUCAACAGGAGAGGUGUGGUGACACUCUGCCCGGAGGACGGCUACUGGACUGUUUGUCUGAGGGAGGGCAGCGAGUACCGGGCAUGUGCAGAACAGGCAGAACUGCUGGUUGUCUCUGAGAGGCCGCGGGUCAUAGGCAUGUUUUUGGACUACGGGGAUGGAACGCUGUCAUUUUAUGAUGCAGAGGCCCAGUCACACAUCUAUUCCUUUACACACAUUCAAUUCACAGAGGCCAUGUUUCCCUUUUUUAACCCAGAAAUGAGUGACAGCGCCGACAACAAAUCACCACUUAUCAUCCGUCCUGUCAGUGGAGUCAGUGGAGGCCAGGAUUUCGAUGGCAUUACGAUAUAAAAAGUUUUAAAUUUUAAAAAGCAUAAAACUGUUUUGUGUCAUCUCGCACAUUUUUGCUUCCAUUUCUUAAAUCUUUUGUACAGAGAUAUGAUAAGUCAUGCUCUUCAUUGACAUUUGAUGUUUCAUUAACAGAAAGUACUACUUUCACACUUGGUUCAUACAUAUCCUAUUUCUAUCUUCUCUCUAUCCCU
Molecule: messenger RNA, 4211 nt
Organism: Hippoglossus stenolepis (Pacific halibut)
Lineage: Eukaryota; Metazoa; Chordata; Actinopteri; Pleuronectiformes; Pleuronectidae
Product: E3 ubiquitin-protein ligase TRIM39
Exons: 9
Coding region: 2368-4020 (550 amino acids)
Molecular function (GO): zinc ion binding; protein binding
Source: RefSeq, a predicted model, not a curated record